UGGUGACUAUAGAGAUACAGAAACUGGAAGUUUAAUCUCUUUGCGAAACGUUUUCUUUUACAUAUUUUAGACUUUUUUUUUUGUGAGUCUAAAUUAUAACAUCGACCGGAUACAAUGAAGUACAUCAUUGGCAUAGGGGGUGUGACUAAUGGUGGUAAAACCACCCUGACGAACAGGUUAAUAAAAGCAUUACCAAACUGCUGUGUGGUUCACCAGGACGACUUUUUCAAGUCACCGGAUCAGAUAGCGGUUGGAGCGGACGGCUUUAAACAGUGGGAUGUGAUCACGUCUUUGGAUAUGGAGGCAAUGGUAAACACCAUCAAGGGCUGGGUCGAGAACCCAGUCAAAUUUGCCCGCUCUCACGGCAUCCAGGUGAUGCCGGCCACAGAAAUGGACGACCCUGAGAGCCAAAUGCACAUACUGAUCGUAGAAGGAUUUCUACUGUACAACUACAAGCCUUUGGUGGACGUCUUUGACAAAUCAUAUUACAUAACCCUCCCAUAUGAGGAGUGCAAGAGAAGAAGAAGUACAAGGCAGUACACCGUUCCCGACCCGCCGGGGCUCUUCGAUGGUCACGUGUGGCCCAUGUACCUGAAACACAGACUUGCGAUGGAGAACUGUGGUUUGCCAAUUGAAUACCUGAACGGGUUGAAAACAAAAGACAAAAUUUACAAUCAGGUCUACGAAGACAUCCACAACACGCUCCUGAAUCGUUUAUAGCAGGAGAAGUCGGCCUUCGAGCAUCCAUGUACAUAAUUGUAAAUACGUAUCUUACUUGAGGCCUUUUUUUUUUACUUGCAAUUGUUUUGUAAAUAAUAUGAUGAAAUUGUAACUUAAGUACUUUGAGGACUUUAUUUUUUUAGAACUAUUUUGUGGACUUUUAUCAGGUUUUACGGUGUCCUUUUUCUGACUUUCAAAGCACUCCUUAGUGACUUAAUCCUGGAAACGGGUCUACUUGUACCAAUAAACAUGUGCUUUGACUAAUUUACGUUUGUCAGUCAUUGA
Molecule: messenger RNA, 1005 nt
Organism: Xyrauchen texanus (razorback sucker)
Lineage: Eukaryota; Metazoa; Chordata; Actinopteri; Cypriniformes; Catostomidae
Product: nicotinamide riboside kinase 2-like
Exons: 8
Coding region: 115-720 (201 amino acids)
Cellular component (GO): cytoplasm
Source: RefSeq, a predicted model, not a curated record